Lymnaea stagnalis (great pond snail) is the source of this 1352-nucleotide messenger RNA. The record is from the annotation of a GenBank genome assembly. Lineage: Eukaryota; Metazoa; Mollusca; Gastropoda; Lymnaeidae.
UCUCAGAGAAAGAAACCCAUAGCUCAACAAAAGUAAGUGGCUUACUUAAAAGUCACCCUCCCAGUAAGAAAAUUAAAAAUCAAAAUUUAAAUGUGAAGAGAGCAUCAGCAGAUUGUAGUUUAUCUUUGAAUCCAUCUACUUCCCAGAGUAAUAUACCCACUCCCAAAAUCAAGGAUUAUAAUACGACUAAAGUUAAAAUCACAUCAGUUUCAUCUAUUCCAGAGAGUGAUUUUUCAGUACAAGUAGAUGAAGUGGGGCUAUCGGCUUUGAAUAAGUUGUCUAACAGUAAAAAUAAAUUUAAAGGGCAAAAUAUGAAAACGUGUAUAGAUGUAGUGACUAGAGAAGUGACUAAACCAAAUCAAACAGUGAAUGACCAGUGCUCUUUCAAACUAGAAGACCCCGUAGAAUUUUUACCACUGACAUUCAUCAAAGAGGAGGUGAAAGAAACAGCUGAUGAUGACAAUUUUGAGAGUGAAACCAGUUCAGAGCUAGAAAAUGUCACAGUUCCUGUGGAACUUGCAGAUGCCUCGGGCUAUGAAACACAAGCCAAUGAAAUUGUAACUGAUGUCAUUUAUCCCACAGGUUCCGUGCACAUGCCAACCUCACCCAGCAAUGGGUUGUUUUCAGAAUCUGCAGCAAAAUCAUUCUCAGCACAGCAGUCCCCAGAUCCUAAUUUAGACAGCUUUCAGAUGUUAAAGACGAUAAUCAAGCAAGAGAGUGAAGAUGAUUUUCAUUGUGUGUCGGGGACUGAGAGUCCCACAGGGAGCAGCAGUGAAGGUCCACUAGAAAAAGACAGUCCUUCAGAAUUGGACAACAGCUGUGCAGAUUCAGAACACAGCUUUUCUGCUAAUGUUAAUGGAAACCUCAACUUAACACCUGUACCGCCCUCACCACAGUCCAACGGUGAAGAGGCUCAUCGAGGCAUUUUCAUAGAGACUCAGCCAGAUACAGCAAAAAAUAAAAACCUAGUUCAUUUGGAAAAUAUUUCAUCAACACCAGUUGCUGGCAGCAACAACUUGUUUGAUUUUUCCAAGCGUAGUUGUUUUGAGAAAUCCCUGAAAAUUGUUAACAAAAAUUUAAAGACUAAAAAAACAAUGGCUUUAGUAAAACCGUCAACCCUAGAGAGAGAAGGUUCAAAAAUAAAAGAAUCUAUAAAGUCCUCAACAUGUGACUGCUUGCACACAUGUAAUAUAUCAGAGAAACCAGAACCACCACCAAACUUCCUAUCAUGUCUUUGUAAGACACGGCAGAGCAAAGAAAACUCUUGCCACUCAUCUGUUCUUGACGACUCUUCUAAUCUGCUGGGGUCUUUAUCUAAGUCACCACCUGUGAUUAAACAUAAUACAGAACCA